GGUGUGCGUUUGAAGAUUCAAGAGAAGUUUUCUGUGAAUUGUCCCUGAAGGAGGUCAAGUGCAGUUGUAUUUCUACAAUCCUUGCAGGCUGCGUUCUCACUUUAAAGUUGAAAUAAAGUCAAACACGAUUGUUAAGAUGAAGUUGAUCCUGACUCUUCUUAGCUGUCUGGCAUGUUGGAUAGAGGCAAACAAAUACACUUCAUGUGAACUGCUCCAAAUAUUUAGAGAAACUAAACUGGAUGGAUAUCGUGGUAUUGGUGCUGAAACAUGGAUAUGCAUUGCUAAGCAUCAGAGUGACUACAAAACUAAUGCAUUAAAUGACAACGGAUCAAGUCGCGAUUAUGGCAUAUUUCAAAUUAACAGCAGAUGGUGGUGCGAUGAUAAGAAGACUAAAAACACUGCAAAUGGGUGUAAAAAGUCAUGCAGCAGUUUUCUGAAUGAUGACAUCACUGAUGAUAUUGAAUGUGCUAAAAGAGUGGUCAGGGAUCCUCAAGGCCUGAAUGCUUGGAUCGUCUAUCCAACACAGUGCCAAGGAAAGGAUUUGAGCAACUUUGUAAGUGGAUGCUGAAGCAGAACAGCAAUAUUACAAAACAAUGACUUCGUCUUACGAAGUCAUUGGUUACUCCAUCAAAACAAUGCACCGGCUUGGUUUUGCAAAUGUAAAACUCCAUAAAUGUUUGUUUUACUACAUCUAAAAAAUAAAAGUAGCUUUCCGCAUAA
Messenger RNA from Bombina bombina (fire-bellied toad), 720 nucleotides. RefSeq names its product lysozyme C-1. Bases 137 to 568 code for a protein of 143 amino acids. The record is from RefSeq and is a predicted model, not a curated record. The transcript is spliced from 5 exons. Lineage: Eukaryota; Metazoa; Chordata; Amphibia; Anura; Bombinatoridae. Gene Ontology annotation, molecular function: lysozyme activity.